AUGAAACUCGUGCUUUGGUGGAACAGGACAGGUCUCUCAUACCACGUUUUGAUUUCUAAGGUGCCCUGUGAAAAGGAGGCACAAAUGGAUUACCGACCUUCUGAUAGUAGUGGUACAGAUGAUGACCUACCUCCAUCACAUCAAAGUAGAUAUCAAAGAAGCGGCAGACCUGCGGGUAAUGGCAGGCCUUCAGUUCUCAAUUCUGCACCUUUAUCAAGGGUGCACAAUGACAUGGAAACUCAAAUUCAUCUCAUUGAGCAAGAAGCGUAUAGCUCCAUACUUCGUGCAUUUAAAGCCCAGUCUGAUGCUAUUACCUGGGAGAAAGAAAGUUUGAUCACUGAACUCAGAAAAGAACUCCGGGUGUCUGAUGAGGAACACAGGGAGCUGCUUUCAAGGGUUAAUGCUGAUGAAAUGAUCAGGCGAAUAAGGGAAUGGAGAAAGGCGAACAACCUUCAAUCCAGUGUUCCUCAGCUGGUUCAUGAUACGGCUCCGAGUCCAGCUGUUUCAGGAUCACGUAAGAAGCAAAAGACGUCACAAUCAAUCGCCUCGUUAGCAGCGAUGGGCCCUCCAUCUCCUGCUCUGCACCCAUCGAUGCAACCAUCUUCAUCUGCGCUAAGAAGGGGAGGUCCUCCACCAGGUCUAAAGGCCAAGAAGCCAAAGACAUCGAUGCAGUUCCCAGCUGCAGGCAUUGCUGGAAGGCCACAGGCGGGGGCAUUAACAAAUGAACCAGGUGAAUCAGGAUCAUAUGACCCGUUGAUUGGAAAGAAAGUAUGGACAAAGUGGCCUGAGGACAACCAUUUCUAUGAAGCUGUAAUAACUGACUACAACCCCGCUGAGGGGCGGCAUGCUUUAGUGUAUGACAUUAACACUGCGAAUGAAACUUGGGAAUGGGUAAAUCUUAAAGAGAUAUCUCCGGGAGAUAUCAGAUGGGAAGGUGAGGAUGCUGGGGUUUCUCGUAAAGGAGGACAUCCUGGGCAAGGCCGUGGAGUUACAAAGGCCAUGGCUCGUGGUGGUCCCGCAGGCAACGCAGGUGGUAGGGGUAGGGGAAGCAUGAAGACACAGCAACACAAGGCACAGAAUGGCAUCGGGAAGAAAGCUUUAGGCGAUAUCGAGAUACUCCACACUGAUACACUAAUAAAAGAGGUAGAAAAAGUUUUUGGAUCAGUUAACCCCAACCCGGCAGAGGUGGAGAAGGCAAAGAGAGUGUUGAGAGAGCAUGAGUUAGCUCUUAUGGAUGCAAUUGCAAAGCUUGAAGAAAUAUCAGACGGGGAAAGCGGAAAUAUUUAA
This is a messenger RNA of Thlaspi arvense, 1287 nucleotides long. NCBI's taxonomy places the organism in Eukaryota, Viridiplantae, Streptophyta, Magnoliopsida, Brassicales, Brassicaceae. The record is from the annotation of a GenBank genome assembly.